AUGUACAACAACAACAACUACAACAACAACGUACAACAGCAACAACAACGUACAACAACAACGACAAUGACAACGACAACGACAACGACAGCAACAACGACCACGACAACGACAACGACAACAACAACAACAACAACAACGUACAACAGCAACAACAACGUACAACAACAACAACGUACAACAACAGCAACAACAACGUACAACAGCAACGACAAUGACAGCGACGGCGACAACGACCACGACAAUGACAACGACAAUGAUAACGACAACAACAACAACAACAACAACAACAAUGAACAACAACAACAACAACAACAACAACAACAACAACAACAACAACAACAACAACAACAACAACGUACAACAGAACGUACAACAACAACAACAACAACGUACAACAGCAACAACAACAACAACGUACAACAGCAACAACAACGUACAACAACAAAAAAGAACGACAAUGACAACGACAACGACAACGACAAUGAUAGCGACAACGACAACAACAACGACAACGACAGCGACAUCGACAACGACCACGACAACAACAACAACGUACAACAGCAACAACAACGUACAACAACAACAACAACAACGUACAACAACAACAACAACAACAACGUACAACAGCAACAACAACGUACAACGACAGCGACAACGACAACGACAACGACAACGACAACAACAACAACAACGUACAACGACAACAACAACAACAACGUACAACAGCAACAACAACAACGUACAACAGCAACAAUAACGUACAACAGCAACAAUAACGUACAACGACAACGACAACGACAACAUCAACAACAACGUACAACAGCAACAACAACAACAACGUACAACAGCAACAACAACAAGGUACAACAGCAACAACAACGUACAACGACAGCAACAACGACAACGACAACGACAACGACAACGACAACGACAACGACAACGACAACGACAACAACAACAACAACAACAACAACAACAACAACAACGUACAACAACGUACAACAGCAACAACAACGUACAACAACAAAAAAGAACGACAAUGACAACGACAACGACAACGACAAUGAUAGCGACAGCGACAACGACAACAACAACGACAGCGACAUCGACAACGACCACGACAACAACAACAACAACAGCAACAACAACGUACAACAACAACAACAACAACAACAACAACGUACAACAGCAACAACAACGUACAACGACAGCGACCACGACAACGACAACGUACAACGUACAACGUACAACGUACAACGUACAACGUACAACCUACAACGUACAACGUACAAUGUGCAACGUGCAACGUGCAAC
Messenger RNA from Paramuricea clavata, 1317 nucleotides. The record is from the annotation of a GenBank genome assembly. NCBI's taxonomy places the organism in Eukaryota, Metazoa, Cnidaria, Anthozoa, Malacalcyonacea, Plexauridae.